Messenger RNA from Procambarus clarkii (red swamp crayfish), 997 nucleotides. NCBI's taxonomy places the organism in Eukaryota, Metazoa, Arthropoda, Malacostraca, Decapoda, Cambaridae. The record is from RefSeq and is a predicted model, not a curated record.
GAACCUUAAAACUCAAAGUAGCCAUAUGUGUGGAGUGUCGACAUUGAAAGCUGCCAAAAAUAAACCUGUUUCAUUUAGAAGUUUGGAUGAAACCGGCAUAAGCAUGGCUUCCUUUCGACAUGGAAUUAUUCUUGCUGCAUUAAAUAUGUAUCAGGGAGAGCUCUACAGUUAUGCCCACUAUUUGCAAAUGAACCGUUUACAAAAUGUGUCCUUCAUAUGCCAGGAUAUCAUCUGUAAAUACUGGCCAUGGGCCUUAAAGAUUUCAUCAAGAGAACAGAAGUUCUCACUUGGGCAAGGAAAGCCUUUUUUAGGAGUCCUACAUGCCAAAGGACAUUCUUGGUAUUGUCAGGUUUUGUAUGGAGGGCGGUGGCAAGAAGGAUGUGGCCUGACAUCUGGGGAGGAGGCAGAGCAAGUAUUUUCCUACCUUUCAAGAUAUAACAACAACACUAAGAACAUGCUUAAAGCUGAGCGUACAGAAGAACUGACAGAGGGGGCACUCUUUUGGAAUCACAGAAAAAUUAAUGUAAUGCCUCGGGCAUUAGUUGCCAGAAUCAGAAAGAUGGCAAAAAUGCGUGGUGCUGGGUAUGAAACCGUGUUCAUCUAUUACAAGAAAGGACUCCAUAAAGCUGCUCAAGGCAUUUUGCCAGCAGAUUGCCUAACAGCAGCAGACUGUAAAUCGAUAAGCAAUACCUUCCAUUUGUAUCGCAAGAGGAAGUUGGAGGCUGCAGAAGUAAACCAACUCACAGUUGAACAUAAUGAUUCUGUGACACCAUUGACUAGAGAUUCUAAUGGCAUUGGAUCUGCUAUAAAUCAGGAUCUUAAUGAUGUCGAUUUAAGGGAUAAUGACAAGACAACAGACUUGGAAAUAUCUGGAAUACAGCAGCUAGAUGAUGAUUCAUCAACCCCAGAUAUGGGGGAGGAGGAGAAACCCCCAAAAUUCAGGAAAAUUUGUGAUUUUCCAGGAUUUAAAAAAAAAAACAUUGCCAGCCAGGCUUAA